AUGCUGAGGCGCUCAAGUGGCUACCUUGUGGCGCUGGCGGCGAGGGCCAAGCCACCGUCGAGCGUGGUCGCGAACGAAGCGGGGGAUGCGACGGGGCCGGAGCAGCUCUCGAGGUACGUCCCCACGUCGUCGGAGGCGCCUGAGCUUCUGCAGCCGUACGUGGAACCGACACCGUUUGUUAGCGCACGGCGUCUUCAAGUUUUUCUGGCCUCGAUGGGCAUUGGCGCCACCACCGUCUGGGUUGUCUACUAUCUCCUCAGCAAAUCCAUGAGCAACAGUCAUGAGGAAGAGGAGCGGUACGUGCAGCGCGUGGUGGAAUCCAACCGCCUGGCAAUGGCCGACCCGGAGAGUCUUAUUCCCGACUUUACGGCCCCAAGUUCGUUCAAUGAGCUGAAGGAAAAGAUACAGCAGCAUCAGCGCGAGCUGGAGCGUCAGCAGGCGCAGAUAAACCGGGACACCAUUAUGCUUCAUAAGGAGGUCGUGUUCCGGAUGAAGGUUUGGUGGAAUGCUUCUCUUACGAAUAUACAAGAGGCCUUCGAUCGCCUUGGUGACGCGAUUCAAAGUCGCAAAGAACGCGUCGCGGAGAGCCACAUCAAAAGCCUAUUAGAAGAGGCGGGGUAUGAUUUAGUGAAGCUGCGCAGCGGAAACACACAUAUCUGGUAG
Messenger RNA from Trypanosoma conorhini, 663 nucleotides. RefSeq lists its product as uncharacterized. Bases 1 to 663 code for a protein of 220 amino acids. NCBI's taxonomy places the organism in Eukaryota, Euglenozoa, Kinetoplastea, Trypanosomatida, Trypanosomatidae. The transcript has a single exon. The record is from RefSeq and is a predicted model, not a curated record.